UAGUUUUUUCUAUCAUCAUGGGUGUUUUCACUUAUGAAGGUGAGCACGUGUCGACCAUCGCUCCUGCAAGACUAUACAAAGCCAUUGUCCUAGAUUCUAGCAAUGUCUUCCCAAAAGCUUUACCAAACUUCAUUAAGAGUGCUGAACUUAUUGAAGGAGAUGGAGGGCCAGGAUCAAUUAAGAAGCUCACUCUUGCUGAAGGAUUAGGAUAUGUGAACCACAAGGUAGAUGCGCUUGAUGUAGAAAACUAUGUGUACAAUUACAGCGUAGUUGAAGGCAGUGCUUUGUCAGAAUCAUUGGAGAAGAUCUGUUAUGAGUACAAAUUGGUGCCAAGCCCUGAUGGUGGAACCGUAGUCAAAUCCGCCACCAAAUACUACACCAAAGGUGAUGCUCAGCUCACAGAAGAGUUUGUUAAGGGUAACAAGGAAAGGUCUGCUGGGUUCGCCAAGGGUAUUGAGGAUUUUCUUUUGGCUAAUCCUGAUUACAACUAAUUAAAACAAACAACCUUUAUAUAUCUUUUCGGUGAUAAUUAUGGUCCUUAUGUGUACUCAACUAUCAUGUUGCUUUCAUUUCUUGCCAGUAAUAAACAUUUGAAUUGAGGGAUCGGUGUGAGAUUGCUUAGAA
Messenger RNA from Gastrolobium bilobum, 624 nucleotides. RefSeq names its product major strawberry allergen Fra a 1.07-like. Gene Ontology annotation, cellular component: cytoplasm; nucleus. The transcript is spliced from 2 exons. Gene Ontology annotation, molecular function: protein phosphatase inhibitor activity; abscisic acid binding; signaling receptor activity. Gene Ontology annotation, biological process: abscisic acid-activated signaling pathway; defense response. Lineage: Eukaryota; Viridiplantae; Streptophyta; Magnoliopsida; Fabales; Fabaceae. The record is from RefSeq and is a predicted model, not a curated record. The coding region runs from base 18 to 491 and encodes 157 amino acids.